This is a messenger RNA of Eupeodes corollae, 2193 nucleotides long. RefSeq names its product nucleobindin-2 (gene NUCB1). Lineage: Eukaryota; Metazoa; Arthropoda; Insecta; Diptera; Syrphidae. Gene Ontology annotation, cellular component: endoplasmic reticulum-Golgi intermediate compartment; extracellular exosome. The record is from RefSeq and is a predicted model, not a curated record. The transcript has 6 exons. Bases 203 to 1969 code for a protein of 588 amino acids. Gene Ontology annotation, molecular function: calcium ion binding.
UUCGACAAGUUGUGUGUAAAUAGUUGUUUUCUCUCUGUUUUUCCCAGCAGCCAGCAGAAACAGAAAGAAGUGCCAAAAUCUCAAAAUCUCAAAAGAAAACACAAAAACCACCUGAAUACUGGACACGUCAGUUGCCUUACAUCAAAUUGUUGCACAUUAACCAGUUGCAAUAAUUGCAAAGCACAACGCACAAAGAUAGAAAAUGGCAAAAUCCAUUUUGCUAGUGGCAAUCACUCUUCUUGCGCUGGCUACAGCGCUUCCAGUGACUAGGAAUAAGAAAGAGGAAGUCGCACCAGAACCGCCGAAAGAUCAGCCAACAGGUGCAGAUCUCAAGUCUGUUUUGGAAUAUGAGAGAUACUUGAAGGAGGUUGUCGAAGUUCUCGAGACUGACCCUGAGUUCAGAAAGAAAAUUGACACAGUUGCUGAGGCUGACAUCAGAAAUGGUAAAAUCGCCCAGGAGUUAGACUACGUUAAUCACCACGUACGCUCUAAAUUGGACGAAAUCAAAAGACGAGAAAUCGAGAGAUUGCGUUCUUUGGCCAACAAACAGUUUGAGCUGACCAAUGAAAUUGACAGGGAUCACAUGAAGAUUCCCCAGCACAUCGACCACGGCAAUGAGUUGACCUUCGAGAUCGAGGAUUUGAGGAGAUUGGUUAUGAAGGCGACCGAGGAUCUGGCUGAGGCUGAUAAGAAGCGGCGCGAAGAGUUUAAGGAAUACGAGAUGCAGAAGGAAUUUGAGAAACAAGCCACACUCAAGGAAAUGGACGAGGAAUCAAAGAAGAAAUUCGAAGAGGAAGCUAAGAGAAACAAAGAGCGUCACAAUGAACACGAAAAAGUCCAUCAUCCUGGAAACAAGGCUCAACUAGAGGAGGUUUGGGAGAAGCAAGACCAUCUCGACAAGGAGGACUUCAAUCCAAGAACAUUCUUUAUGUUACACGAUGUUGACAGCAAUGGAGUUUGGGACGAAACCGAAGUGAAGGCGUUGUUCAUCAAGGAACUAGACAAAGUCUACCAAUCAGGAAUUCCUGAAGAUGAUAUGCGUGAACGGGCCGAAGAAAUGGAACGCAUGCGAGAGCAUGUCUUUAAGGAGACUGACACAAACCGUGAUGGUUUGAUCAGCUUCCAGGAGUUCAUGGAACAGACCAAGAGAGAGGAAUUCAACCGUGAUCCGGGCUGGGAGACCGUCGAUAACGAGCCUCAAUAUACCCACGAGGAAUAUCUGGAAUUCGAACGCCGUCGUCAAGAGGAGGUUCAGCGUAUGGUAGCCCAGGGAUUGCUCCCUCCUCAUCCAAAUAUGCCCAAUGGAUACUAUCCCAAUCCGAAUCAUGGAUUCCAAGGCAAUCCACAAGCACAGGGACAGCAACAGCAACAACAAAUGCAUUACCAGAUGCAACAACCUCAGCAAUACCACCCUGAAGCUGUGCAGCACCCACAGCAGCAAUUCCAACAAGCCGGACAGCCAGUGCAGGUGCAUCCAAACCAAGUAUACCAACAGGUGCAACAGCAGCAACAGCAAUACCAACAACAGCAACAGCAGCAGUACCAACAAUUCCAGCAGACCCAGCAGCAAUAUCAGCAACAUCCUCAGCAACAACAGCAGCAGAUUCCGGUUCAACAGCAGCAGCAACAAGUGCCAGUUCAGCAACAGGCUCCUCAAAUGCAACAACAGCAACAACAACCACAUCCCAAUCAACUUCCUCCUCAACAGCAAGCUGUUCCAGUGCAACAGGCUGUGCCAGUCCAACAACAGGCGGUGCCAAUUCAACAGCAAGCUGUUCCCGUUCAACAGCAGCAACUUCCCGUUCAACAGCAGCAAGUUCCUGUUCAACAGCAGCAAGUUCCCAUUCAACAGCAGCAGCAACAGCCUCAACAACAACAACAACCACAGCCUCAACAACAACAACAGCCACAAGCUCAACCACAACCACAACCCCAACAAAUUCCAGCUCAACAGCAGCCUAAGGUCUAAAGUCUAAAUCAAACGACAUUCGAAUAACAAUCUUAACGCAGCGAAAUUAAAAGAGAUUCAAUCCAAUUACCGCCUAACAGUAAAACAAAAUAAUAUUUAGAUUCCUUUUGAUACCAGCCUCCCCCCCCCCCCCCCCCCACACUUUUCAAUCUUAUCCCUAUACAUUAUUCGUAUUUUUUGAUUAUUCUAUUUUUAAUAAAUAAAAUAAAGUGUACAUCAAUCUA